UCAAAAAGUUACCCUACCUCCAUGCAUUGGGCGGCAAAAAAUUGUCUGAAUCUGCAGAGGGUAAAAAUACAUUUCUGCCCUUGCUUUUUAUUGCUUCCUUUGAGACGGAUAUAUCACAAUAUACGCUCUCACCCAAAAGUUCCCCUUUCCUUCUCCAACCUGCAUUCGUCUUUGAACAAGCAAGACAGUCCCUCAGUCGGAGAAAGAAGUCCAGUCCGUCACCCUCACACCGCCGAUUGCUGGAGAUCUGUCACACCCUUCACCUUGCAGCACCGCCACAGCUGUGGCAAAGUCAUACCUCGACGCGAUCGUGUGACAACAGUAACCGACGGAAAGGACCAUUCGUCGCCCAGAUCUGCACCACCACUGACCAGAUCUACACCAAUCCAGCUCGUAUCCCCCAAACUACAAGCCAAAUGGAGCAGUCCCAACCGCAGUCGACGCCUUCCAAAAAUUUGCUUAAGCGCGGUAGUAAACAAACGCAGCCGCAGUCCGCAAACUUGCACAAAGCAGCUUGGGACUCCGACACGGUGCGGAUUUUCUUACAACUUGUUAUCAAAGAGUUGGACUCUGGUUUCAAGGGCAGCUUCCACGCAAUGACAAUGCACGGAUAUAGAGCUGUCUGCAAGGCCUUCCAGGAGCUUACAAAUAAGGUCCAUGACGUCAAGCAACUGCAAAACAAGUACGCGUUGCUAAAAAGGGAUUGGCAGUUGUGGUCACGCCUGAUGGACAUCAGGCAUGGGCCAACCGGCAUAAGUUACAAUGAAGCGACUGGUUUGAUACAAGCAUCCGACGAUUGGUGGGCACAUUAUGAAAAGAUUGACAAGAAUGCAAUAAGAUCAAAACGAAACUGUUGAAGCACAUGGACCUCAUGCGAAGGGUGUACGAAGGCGCUACGGAAAAUUUGCAUGGAUACUAGGUGCAACGUUCGAACCUAUCGCAACCAGGGACGGUCCUUUGCCGAUGGAUGAAGAAGAUUGCGAGGACAGCAGCGGUUUGCCCCCUUUCUAGCCUGCCACGCAGAGUGAACACACUGUCCACCACACUUCUGCGCAAGAGGAUGACACACCGGUCACCGUACACGUUGCGUUGUCGGCAAUUCACGCUGAUGACACACCUACGAGUGGCGGGAGCAAACGCAAAUUUAGUCGCACAACACACCCACAGCAAAAGAAAGGGCAGAGUGAGAGAGCUUUGCUGUUGGCGAGUAGUAUGGACAACCUUGCGUCUUUAGUUAAAUUACAACAACGACAAGUCCGCGUGCAUCAUGAAUACGGAGAUUCGACGCAGGAACUCGUUGGCAAGUGUAUGGCAAGGUUGUACUCCCUGGAAGGGUUGGAUCCGCAAGACCCACUAAUUGUUUUUGGUUUGACACUAAUGGACAACCCCGCAAAUGAAGCUAUAUUGUUGCAGAUUCUGACGGACGCAGCGGUCAUUAGUUGGCUGUGAAUGAAGAAGUCCCAAAGUAUGGGUCACCCAUCAGCGGCACCGCACAGCUCCGGUAUGAGUGGCUGGUUCUGACGACUUCAGUGACUGCAUUGGGUUCAUGUUUCAUGAAACAAACUGUCCUGCAUUUCCAUCAUGUUGCUACUUGCCAACUUGUUUGUUGUAAUUUUUUUUUCCCUUUCCAACAAACUGUGACAGUGUGGCUUUUUUUUUUCCUUCCUAAAAACUGUUAACCUGUGCAUGAGUUUUUUCCUUAUUAUGAAUCGGUUGCUUUGUGUGUUGA
Camellia sinensis is the source of this 1729-nucleotide messenger RNA. Lineage: Eukaryota; Viridiplantae; Streptophyta; Magnoliopsida; Ericales; Theaceae. The record is from RefSeq and is a predicted model, not a curated record.